Messenger RNA from Harpegnathos saltator (Jerdon's jumping ant), 549 nucleotides. RefSeq lists its product as uncharacterized. Bases 17 to 331 code for a protein of 104 amino acids. The transcript has 3 exons. The record is from RefSeq and is a predicted model, not a curated record. NCBI's taxonomy places the organism in Eukaryota, Metazoa, Arthropoda, Insecta, Hymenoptera, Formicidae.
CCCUGAACGGUUGCGCAUGGCACGCAUUUGCCGGUUGCACACGCUCGCCAAGCCGCUCGGAACCAAAGCUUGGUCGCAGUGGGGCACGAUCGAUAAAUUCGAAGCCGCGACGUGGUACCGGCAAGUAAGCAUUCCGUCGUUAUAUCUGACAGUCGAAGCCAGCCGAAGCGACCAGCCAAGAUGCCGGGACCAGGAUGCGACAAGUGCAAAGACAAGUGCAAGGACUGCAAGUGCGGUGACAGCUGCUCGUGCUGCGAUUCCGGAUGCAAAGAUAAAUGCGGCUGCAAGACGGGCGGACAGUGCUCGUGCAAGCCUUGCACCUGUUAAUUAGUAACCAUGACGAAAGCAUCCUUUAAUCUAUACCAACGUUGAUAAUAGGCCCGCAAUGCGAUCGAGCAGAUCCAACAUAUGGACAACAUCCGGUGUAUCUUAUUAUCGUUAAAGCGAAAUUCCAUGCUUAAUGAAACUUAGAAAAACCAGCCAUGUAAUGCAACGUUUUAUCUUGCUGCCAGAAAUGGCCAACUAAGCUAAUAAAAUUCGUAGAAUUUA